Coccidioides posadasii C735 delta SOWgp is the source of this 778-nucleotide messenger RNA. RefSeq names its product TRAPP subunit (gene TRS20). The record is from RefSeq and is a predicted model, not a curated record. NCBI's taxonomy places the organism in Eukaryota, Fungi, Ascomycota, Eurotiomycetes, Onygenales, Onygenaceae. Gene Ontology annotation, cellular component: cytoplasm; nucleus; TRAPP complex. Gene Ontology annotation, biological process: endoplasmic reticulum to Golgi vesicle-mediated transport.
AUGUCUUAUUAUUUCACUAUUUUAUCACCAAGCGACUCGCCGCUUUUCAGUCAAGCUUUCGGCACCUCCAAGGGUGGCGGAGAUGGAGUCCCCAGGUUCCGAUUCCCUGAUACCUCAAGAUAUAUGAACCAAUUCAUCGUGCACGCUAGUCUGGACAUUGUGGAAGAAGUCCAGUGGACUAAUGGAGCCAUGUACCUAAAGCAUAUCGAUACCUACCCACCGGCAUCAGCCUACGUUUCCGCUUUUAUGACUGGCACCGGAGUGCGAUUCCUCCUUCUCCAUCAGCCUCUCCAACCUUCGCCUUCUUCAACGCUCGUCGGAAGCACACGUGCGUCAUCCUCGUCUAUAGCAAACAAUCCCACGUCCCCGCAGACGGAGGAAGCGGUACGACAAUUUAUGAAUGAAGUGUAUGAAAACUGGGUGAAGACAAUUAUGAAUCCGUUUUAUCGAAGGGGAAUGGAAAUCAAGAGCCCCGUAUUUCGAAGUAAGGUGCUCGCGGCGGGGAAGAAGUGGUUAUAGAUUUCUGUCCAUUCAGCGUGUUUUUCGUAUAGAGCUUUGGUGUAAGGAGUCUUCUGGUGGUUAUUUCUCAUCCUGAACUCCGUUGGUACGGUAGAGGAGUUAAGACGGCUGGGAUGUUGCUUUAUUUCUGAGAUACAGGUCUGUUGAUUUGGUUUUCUGGGCUUUUUACAUCAUGGACCGGAAAGAAUCUUUUUGUGUCCCAUCGAUACUUUGCAGAUCGUGAUACCCCAGUUCCCCACAUCGAGAAAGAAUUGAAUUG